Messenger RNA from Copidosoma floridanum, 3384 nucleotides. RefSeq names its product metabotropic glutamate receptor 1-like. Gene Ontology annotation, biological process: G protein-coupled receptor signaling pathway. Lineage: Eukaryota; Metazoa; Arthropoda; Insecta; Hymenoptera; Encyrtidae. Gene Ontology annotation, cellular component: membrane. Gene Ontology annotation, molecular function: G protein-coupled receptor activity. The record is from RefSeq and is a predicted model, not a curated record.
AUGCGGCGGUGGUGCGUCCUCGCGAUGCGCUGCCUGGUGAUCCUCGUGGUGGCGGUUGGACCGCGGGCCCAAUUGACCAAGUCGUUGGCGCGUGUUGAGGGGGACUUUAUCGUCGGGGCCCUGUUCAGCGUCCACUACCAGCCGGCCCGGGGCACCCAGGGACCUCUCGCGUGCGGGGAAGUGCGAGAGCUGUACGGCAUCCAGCGCGUCGAGACCGCCCUGUGGACCCUCGACGACAUCAACAGCAGGACCGAAAUUCUCAGGGGGGUGACCCUUGGGCUGGAGGCGCGCGACUCGUGCUGGUACUCCCCGGUGGCGCUGCAGCAGAGCAUCGAGCUCGUCCGCGACGCCAUCACCCCGACCAUCGGCAGGUCAGCCACGACCGACUCCCAGGAAGACGUCUCGAGCCAGUGUCCCGAGAACGCGUCUGUGAAUCUAAAGAAAAAGGCGGCACCGGUAAUUGGCGUCGUCGGUCCCGGCGCGAGUUCCGUCACGCUUCAGGUGCAAAAUCUCCUUCAGCUGUUCGCCAUACCCCAAGUUGGUUACUCGAGCACCUCGCGCGACUUGAGCGACAAGAACCGGUACUCGACCUUCCUACGCGUGGUGCCCUCGGAUUACCAUCAGGCCAAGCUGCUCGUCGAUCUCGUCAAAAACUUCAAUUGGACCUACGUGUCGAUCGUCAGCACCGAUGAGAAUUACGGCACGAGCGGCAUCCAGGCGUUCCGCGAGUUGGCGGAGAACAAGUCGGUGUGCAUAGCGCGCGAGGACUCGAUCCUCACGACGGCCAGCGACGCGGCCUACGACAAGGUGAUCAGCAACCUUAACCAGGAUCCCGCGGCUAACGUCGUCGUUUGCUUCUGCGAGGGUUUGACCGUUAGGCACCUCAUCGAGGCGUCCAAGAGACUCAAUCUCACCGACCGUUUCUUGUUUGUCGGCAGCGACGGUUGGGCCGACCGGGACGACGUGGUCCAAAACUUGGAGGCCGAGGCUUGGGGCAGCAUAUCGAUUCGCAUCCACUCGCCGUACGUGCCCGACUUCGACAGGUACUACCUGGCCCUGAGACCGCACAACAACACCCGCAACCCGUGGUUCAAGGAGUUCUGGCAGUUCAACUUCAACUGCACCCUACCCCCGGAACCCGGGACUCUGCUCGCCAACAAGCCGCCCAAGCAUCCACCCUGCACCGGCAAGGAGAAGAUCACUCCCAACAAGCACAAGCAAGACCCGAAGAUGAGUUUCGUGAUGAAGUCGUUCUGGGUGAUGGCGCACGGGUUGCACCACAUGCUCCAGGAGAUUUGCGGUCUCAACUACACCGGAGUUUGCAAAGAAAUGUCCACGUUCAACGGCACUCGGUUCUGGGAGCACUUGAUAAACGUGACCUUCUCUUUCCACGAGGAGUUAGUCGAGUUCGACAGCAAAGGGGACCCACCGGGCAGGUACGAGGUCCUGAACUACCAGCGAUUGCCAAACGGCACGUACGCCUACGUCCAGAUCGGCGAGUGGAGCCACGGGACGCUCACCUUCACCAGCUCGCCCCAGUACCGCAACUUCAACCCCGUCACGAGCGUCUGCUCGAAACCCUGCAAUGCAGGCGAGUACAAGAAUUUCCAGACGGGCGGCCAGGAAAAAAAGUGCUGCUGGGCGUGCACGAACUGCACCGAGUACCAAUACACCACCGAAAACCAAACGAAAUGCGAAAACUGUAAGAUUGGCCAGAAGCCGACCCAAAACAGGACAGCCUGCGAGGACGUAAUCGUCGAGUACAUGCUCUGGAACGACGUCGAGGCGUUGGUAGCGAUGACGUCGGCGGGCAUUGGACUCCUCGCCACGUGUGUCACCUGUCACAUCUUCAUCCGCCACAACGACACGCCUGUCGUCAAAGCCAGCACGCGAGAACUCAGCUACCUCAUCCUCGCGGGAAUGGCCUGCUCCCAUGUUUCCAUCCUGCCGAUCCUGGCGAUGCCCGAUUACACCUCGUGCACCCUGAGCCGAUUGAUGCCGGGCAUCAGUUUCGCGAUGAUCUACGCGAGCCUCUUCACAAAGACCAACCGGAUCGCCCGCAUACUCGCCGGCUCGAAAAAACGCUUCCCCAAACGCAAGCCCCGCUUCAUGUCCGCAACUUCCCAGAUCGUGAUAACCUUCCUGCUGAUAGCCGUCGAGGUGGGGAUCGCGACGACGAUGCUCGUGAUGGAGCCAGUGGAGCCGAGGUCCGAGUACCCGACCCGCGAGCGCGGUGUGCUCAGUUGCGGGACGACGGCCCAAGCCGUUCUCACGCCCCUGGCCUUCGACGGUCUCCUCAUUGGCCUGUGCACCCUCUACGCCGUCAAGACCCGCAACGUGCCCGAGAACUUCAACGAGGCCAAGUUCAUCGGGUUCGCCAUGUACACCACCUGCGUCAUCUGGAUAGCCUUCGUGUCCAUCUACUUUGGCAGCCAAACGGAAAAAAUGUACCUAAACAAUUUCCCCCCGCAGGUGUUGACGAUGUGCAUGUGCGUGACUCUCAGUGCCUCGGUGACCCUGGUCUUCCUCUUCGCGCCAAAGCUCUACAUAAUCGUCCUCAGACCGGACCGUAACAACCGAGCCCUGUUCACCACCAGCAAGUCCAUCAGGUGCCACAUCGGGGCACGCGUGGCAGCCGCCAUAGCCGAACCACCGCCCAAACACGGGGUCUACCGCGUCUCCGAGUCCGAGGGCACCGAGACCUCGUCGGCUUACAGAAGCAGCAGCGGCAGUAGCUUGAAACGGCGCACCCUGUCCGUCCAGACGGACAAGGAGCUGCUGAUGUCGUUGUGCCAGUCGUUGCUGGUGAACACCUCGCCCAGCCCGACGGGGACAAAAAAAUCGUCGUCGCCCCUACGCUUGAAAAACAUGGACGAAGAGUACCCGAGCCACGACGAGAAUGGCUGCCAACUCCAACGCCGGCCGAUGAAAAUGAUGCGCCGGAGACGCGACUACAGCUACGACUACCUGAACGACGACUACGGCGAGGAAGAGCCGGAGGAGGAGGAUGAUAUGGUGGACCCAGAGUGCGAGCAGUGCCAGAACGGGGUGCUCGAGGGGACGAGAAACCAGAGCGUCGGUUGCUGCGACGCCCGUCGCCAGGGAUGGGCGGAAUUGGACGUCAAGCAGCUCGUCGACGACUUCAAGCGACGGUCGGUGGUGGCGUACCCGAGCGAUCAUCGGACGAUGCACUGCCAAUCAGCCCUAGUCCAGAGGCCGGUGACGAACGGACUGAGGAGCGCAGCGGACGUCCUCUACGAGGAGCCAGAAGUCGAGUCUCGGACGCGGAUCUUCGAGGAGCGCGAGCACCUGGCCGGUGACGCGUCCGAGGAUCCGUUGCUUCGCAUCACCAUCACCCUGGGCUCGGAGGUGCCGCUCGCGUGA